AUGCGGCAUUUACAGCACAUGAGCGAGAACACCUCGGACGCGGCUAGUCAGUACUUGUUAGGGUUCUUGUACGCCUCGGGUUUGAAGGGCGUGGAACAAGAUCAGAGUCGGGCAUUGUUGUACUACACCUUCGCGGCGAUCCAGGGGCUGCCCGAGGCAGAGAUGACCCUCGGAUUCAGGUAUUGGAUGGGCAUCGGGGUCAAGGAGGAUUGUAUGCGGUCUUUGGAUUGGUACGAGAGCGUGGCGCACAAAGCCUAUGCGAACUUCAUCUCGGGCCCGCCUGGAGGCAAAACAUUACCGUUGAGCCCAACGAGAUUGUCCGACCUGGCAGGAGGUGUCUACGGGAUGGGCGCUUCAGUCGCGAGUACGGGACAUUUGGCGAAACGACCGGCGAUCAAGGCGGCCAAUAGUCUGGCCGGAGGCGAGAACUUUGACGAUGUACUGCAGUAUUAUCAGUACCACUCGGAUCGGAAUCAUCAUGAAUACUCGGUCAUCCUCGGCCGGAUACAUUACGUCGGCUCAGUAUACUCUGUACCUGGAGGGGUCGCCAGCGGAGCCGAGGCGGUCGGCGAGACGGUACAAUCGUACAAGCUGGCGAGCUACUAUUUCACUCGAGCCGCCCAUGCCUACUGGGGACCUGAAGUACCGAAGCUGGAUCCGAAGACUGGCGGUCUGCCCCCGGCGGGGAUCGCUGCGGCGUACCUAGGGAGAAUGUAUUUGAGGGGAGAGGGUGUGGAGCAGGACUUCGUAAUGGCAAGGAUGUGGCUCAAGCGGUCGUCGGAUCUGGGCGAGAAAGAAGGUCACAACCUGUUGGGCAUCAUGUAUAGAGACGGACUCGGAGUGCCCAUCAACAUCGGUUCUGCAAAGGCGUACUUCCAGGCAGCUGCUCAGAUGGAGUUGGCCGAGGCCAAGGUUCACCUCGGGAAGUUUGCAGCCACCUCGAACAACCAGGUUGAAGGAGAACCUAAAUCGAUGGCACACUAUACGUGGGCGCUCGGGAAUGGUAACCCGUUCGAGGCCUUUUAUCACCUUGGUUUGAUUCACGCCAAGGCUGCCAGGCUGGAGAACCCGGCUCUGGCCAAAAAGACGGGUACGUGCGGCGUCGCCGUUUCAUACCUGAAGAGCAUGGUUGAACGAGGUAGUUGGGACUAUGACAUGAUGGGAGAGGCCGACGCGGCUUGGAAGCGCGGAGAGAAGACGACCGCACUCAUCAGGUGGUGGAUCGCGGGCGAGAUGGGCUACGAGAUUGCUCAGAACAACGUGGCGUUCCUGCUGGAUCAAGGUGACUCAAAAUCUGGCAAGCUUUCGAAAUCGGUCUAUACGUUGUCUCCUGCGGACAAGGCGGAUAUCGCACAAGACCUGGCACUCUCGGCACUCGUACACUGGAUCCGCUCGGCUGGUCAGCAGAAUGUCGAUUCGCUCGUCAAGGUCGGUGAUUGCUACUACCAAGGAAUAGGUGUGACAGACGGAGAGAACCGAUAUGAGAAGGCCGCGGGCUCGUAUCAGAGCGCUGCAGACACUCAAGCCAGUGCUGUAGCGUUCUGGAACCUAGGUUGGAUGUAUGAGAACGGUUUGGGCGUAGCACAGGACUGGCACCUCGCCAAGCGCUAUUACGAUCUUUGCUCUCAAACGGAUCCUGAAGCCGAAUGGCCUGUAAUGCUCUCCCUCGUCAAGCUGUAUCUUCGCAGCUGGUGGGCUCAGCUGACGGGAGGGAAACAAAAGCACCUAGCGCUCUUUGGCCUGCGCAAGCCGAUGAUCGAGGACGGUUUGCCUGGCUCGAAAUCCGCACAAGCCAAUCGCCAGCCUAGUAUCGAGGACGAGAUGGACGAGGUUACAUGGGCACGGUCUAGACAGCGGGAUGAACUGGAAGAUUCAUAUGACGACUAUCUGGAAACGGGUCGGACCGUGCGCAGAAACUCGAGGAUGGAUGGAGGCGCGGAUGGCUCUGAAGAUGGUGACCUCUUGGAAACCAUCUCCAUCGCACUCCUUGUCAUUGGCUUCUCGACUCUGAUGUGGUGGCGAGGUCGUGUCGCACGACAGCGCGAAGAGAGAGAGCAAGCAGAACGACGGGCUCGAGGACAGGUCCCGCCAGAUGCGGAGCGCAGGGCAGAUCCCAAUGCUCCCUUAGGUUUCGUACCAGCUGCACCCGUCCAGAUAUAG
Molecule: messenger RNA, 2160 nt
Organism: Filobasidium floriforme
Lineage: Eukaryota; Fungi; Basidiomycota; Tremellomycetes; Filobasidiales; Filobasidiaceae
Product: HCP-like protein
Exons: 10
Coding region: 1-2160 (719 amino acids)
Biological process (GO): ERAD pathway
Cellular component (GO): endoplasmic reticulum membrane
Molecular function (GO): protein binding
Source: RefSeq, a predicted model, not a curated record